Knipowitschia caucasica is the source of this 2118-nucleotide messenger RNA. The record is from the annotation of a GenBank genome assembly. NCBI's taxonomy places the organism in Eukaryota, Metazoa, Chordata, Actinopteri, Gobiiformes, Gobiidae.
AUGGGGGACUCGGCCAGGACCAAGCGGCGGGAGCAGCUGCAGCGAUGGGCUGGCUCCAGCACGGACAAAGCCCCGGCCGUGCCCCGGAGGAGAUGGCGGGGCGACGGGGAAAAGCACCCAGAGGCCAGCCACCACAACAGCGAGGAUCCGCCAACAACAAGCAAGCCAGUGUCCGAAGAAGCGCCGCAGAUCAGUCCCUACACCAAGAGACGGAAACGUGUGAGGUUUGACAGAGCGGCUGAGUUCUUGGCGACAUGUGCGAGCGGUGACACAGAGGAGGCGCGGGUGAUGCUGACGGAGGCGCGACUGAUGACCAGAGAAGACGGAGAAGACGCACAGGACAUUAUCAACUGUUCAAAUGCAGACGGAAUAACUGCGCUGCACCAGGCAUGCAUCGAUGGGAGUAUGGAGAUAGUGACGUUCAUGCUGGAGAAUGGAGCCAGUGUGAACCAGGUGGACAGCGAGGGAUGGACGCCGCUGCACGUGGCGGCCUCCUGCGGAUACUCAGAGAUAGCAGAGUACCUCCUGCAGCACGAUGCCUGUCUGUCAGCGGUGAACUGUGACGGAGAUGUUCCUCUGGACAUCGCGCUGGACGAAACCACAGAGUCACUCAUUCAGAAAUUCACCAUUAGACAAGGUGUGGACUUGGAGGCCGCGAAACGUGUGGAGGAGGAGCAGAUCAUGACAGACGCUCGGGCCUGGCUCACGGAGGGACCACCGGCCGACGUGCGGCACCCCAAGACUGGAGCCACACCUCUGCAUGUGGCCGCGGCGAAGGGAUACCUGGAGGCUCUCAAAAUUCUGUGUCAGUGUGGUCUGGAUGUUUCGGCCAAAGACAAUGACGGCUGGACGCCUCUCCACGCCGCAGCGCACUGGGGCCAGGGCGACGCGUGUCAGGUUUUGGCCGAACAGUUGUGCAACAUGGAGGCCCGCAGCAACUCUGGCCAGACGCCGUUUGAUGUUUCAGAUGAGAGCGUGGAGGAGCUCCUGGAGGAUUUAUCACAGAAACAAGCCAGUUGGCGUAAGGAACAGUCCAUAUUGGAUCGACAAAACCAACCAGGCUCCACUACGCCGACCGCUCAGAGCAAACGGAGGCGGAGCUCCGUGUGUCGGAUGAGCAGCAAAGACAAGAUGAAUGUUCAGGACCAGUCUAAAGAGAGGGGCGUGUCUGGAGGCUCGGAGUUCAACGAGGAGGAGAGCAGUCCAGAAAGCUCUGCAGUGUCAAGUCCAGAGACUGAGAGCAUGACCACGACUACAGUUAGUCCUGCUGAAAAGACGUCUGAGGAGAACCACGAGGAGAAGGAGCAGGACGACAAGGUGACGCCCACAGCACGAGUCCAGCCCACUCCACAGACAAAAGACUCUCCGGCCGACAGCCCCAACACCCCCAGCUCCGACCGCCGAAAGUUCCAGGCUCCAGUCAGAGACGAAGAGUCCGAAUCCCAGAGAAAAGCUCGCUCUCGGCUGCUGCGACAGACGCGCCGCUCCACACAGGGCGUGACUCUCACAGACCUUAAAGAAGCAGAGAAGAAUGUCCCCAAAACAGGCGAUCCGACUCCUCCGGUUCAUCCUGUGAGCCCCAUCAUCACCCUGACCCCCGCAGAGAGAGACUCGGACCCAGUGAAACCAGAGGAGCCUGAGGCCGAGAAGAAGCUGGGCGUGCGAGACCGGAGGCGAGGGCGGAAAGAGAGGCGCUCCACGGGGAUCGUCCAGACCAGCGAAGAGAACGAGAAUGACGACGACGAGGCUCCUCCAGAGGAAACCAACGGAGACGACGCGAUACAAAGGAAUAAAUUUGACGACUCCUCUGCGGACUAUAGGACGCUGUACUUCAAAGUGCUGCAGGAGAAUCUGUCUUUGAAGGACCGGCUGCAGGAGACGGAGAAGCUGCUGAGUCAGAACAAAGUGGAGCUGGAGAGACUGCGACAGAGUCAAGAGGGAACUACUGACCGUCCGGCGCUGCUCGAGCUGGAGAGAUUUGAGAAGAUGACUCUGCAGCGGAGAGCGGUGGAAAUGGAAGAUGAACUCAAGAUCUUGGGAGACUUGAAAGCUGACAACCAGAGACUGAAAGACGAGAACGCGGCGCUCAUCCGCGUGAUCAGCAAACUCUCCAGAUGA